CUACGUAAACGGAGAGAUGAAGACAGACCAAUUAGCUAAAGGGCCAUAUAAAUUAAGUAGUAUGUAUAUAUGAAUGGUAAAAUAAGAAUCCAAGGAUGGAUGCCUCGUGAAAAUAUUAAUAAUGAGAUUGUCUCAUUAUUAUCAAUAUCAUGCGGUUUCUUUGCAAAGCAACUAUGGAAUGAUAAUUCUACAAUAUCUCUUUACCUACUUAUAUUAUUUCAAACGAUAGUGACGUUAAAGAAAAAUUAAAGGAGGGAAAAUAUAUUUUAGCAUAAAUAAUAGUGCAAUAUUAAAAAAUAAAACUUGGGGAUAAACUUUCACAGUUUUUACACUGUAACUGAGCGAUGAGAUAAAUAUGAAUCAAACAAUGAAUCUUGGACAACUAUAUCUGAGAACCAAUUCUGAAAUAGACAUCCAAAUUAGGCGAAAAGAAAAUGCCAUUCGAAUAGAUUCAAUUAUAGAUAACUUUAAACUAAGAAUAGGAAUAAGUUCAAGAUAAAUACAAGCACUAACAAAUGGAGUAUGUUCGAAUUCAAGUAAGCCGUAAGAAAUUCUCAUUGUAUAUAUAGAUAUCUACAACUCACUCCAAACCCCACACACAAUACAAAUAUAAUCAUAAAACUCACCUCUUCCCAGAUGCAGUACUACGAAACCCGUGCGAAAGAAUACUACGAUGUGGCUCAAGGUCAGAGCCGCCAGAGCUAUGGCCAGAACCACCAGGGAUAUGGACAGAGCCAAAGUCGCCCAGUAUAUGGGCAUAGUCCGACUCUGAACUACCGUAGCCACGGUGGGUUUCUUGAUGGGUUAUUCAAGGGUAAAAAUGGUCAAAAGGGUCAGAACGGCUUAGGGUCGUUUAUAGGGAAACACAAGAACCAAGAUACUAACAAGGACCAUGAACAUGGGAAGCUCUUAGGACAGCACGAGAAGAAAACUCAAGAGACAAACAAAGGUGUUAAUGGCCUAGGAAUGUUUAUAAACUGUGGAGAGAAAAAACUUAAGAAGCAAAAUGAGCACAAGAAGAAGAAGAAGAACAAGGAUGGGCAUGCCAGUGGCAAUGAGAGUGGAAGCAGCAGCGGUAGCGACAGCGACUAAAUCAAAUACUUCCAUAAACAUGAUGCUUCUAAGGGAUACUAUAUAAACUAUAAAGUAACUAGACGUAUUAUUUUGAAUAAAAAGCCACUUAGGUGGUUGUUGUCUCUGUGUCCCAAAUAGUUUCACUACUACGAAUAUACUUUAAUGCAUUUGUUUCAAAUCCAA
Molecule: messenger RNA, 1257 nt
Organism: Brassica napus (rape)
Lineage: Eukaryota; Viridiplantae; Streptophyta; Magnoliopsida; Brassicales; Brassicaceae
Exons: 1
Coding region: 637-1092 (151 amino acids)
Source: RefSeq, a predicted model, not a curated record